AUGUCGCUCUACCACGAGACUGCAUCAGUUCUCGAUGGCGACGCAGCUGCUGGUGGAAACCUGCGCUCUCGCGUCUUCAACAGCAGAGAUCUAAAGUCGCCCCGAGGUCAGGUGUAUGCUCUGGCAGUGGAGUCAUGCAAAUGGUCAUCGAUCCUGUCUGAGGUCAUUGAUCACGCGCAGCUGCUUAAACACGAGAGAAAGCUCACGCCUGUUCUCUCGCUGCUGUUGGUGCACGACUUUCUGCUGGCAAAAGGCGGCAUCGCCCUGCCAGCGUCGCACGGUCUGCGGGCCACAAUUGAACGUCACAGGUCUCGCCUGACGGCAGAGUUCAGCCGUGCCAGGAUACGCAGGAAAUGCUCUUCCGUGGAGGCCCUGACCGAACAUGUUGAGGCGUCUUUGCACUCGAGGAGCCAACAUCCUCGAUGGGUCCGGAUCAACACCUUGAAGUCUACCCUGGAUGAGCAGCUGGCCACCACCUUCGAGACUUACCAGAGGACAGACUCGAUCCCCAAGGUUCUGGAGGGGACAGGCAAGCUCAUCUACGUCGACGAGCAUAUCCCGGACCUUGUGGCCGUUCCCCCUCGGUUUGACUUUGCGAAAUGCCAGGCCUAUAAAUCAGGUGCCAUCAUCCUUCAGGACAAAGCCUCUUGCUUCCCAGCCUACCUGCUCGACCCACAGACCGAGGAUGGUAGUGUUAUUGAUGGUUGUGCCGCGCCGGGCAAUAAGACGACGCACCUGGCGGCAAUCAUCAGAUCACGGAGCCACGAGCCAGGGCCGCAUGCCAGCAUCUAUGCUUUCGAGAAGGACGCAAAACGCGCCAAGACUCUCGAAAAGAUGGUCAAGACGGCCGGUUCGGACGACUUUACACAGAUUUACCAGGGGCAGGACUUCCUCAAAGUUAAGCCUUCGGACGAUAAGUACCGCAAGGUCGGGGCGAUCCUCCUAGAUCCGAGCUGUUCUGGGAGUGGUAUUGUCGGCCGCGACGACAUGCCAGAUCUGCAUCUUCCGACAGCUAUAGCAGCAGCAGCAGCAGCAAAAGGACAGGGGAGAGCAUCAAAGGAUGUCGCAGGCGCUACGUCCAAAAAGCGGAAACGGCAGGGCGACGACGAUCUGGAAUCCGAGAAAGUCUUGAUUGACGACGAUGGGAAUACGACUGUGGCAGUCUCGGAAAAGGACCUCCAGGCACGGCUGAAGGCACUCGCAGACUUCCAACUUACCAUACUUCUGCACGCCUUCAGCUUUCCGGCCACGCGAAAAAUCACAUAUUCGACCUGCUCCGUCCAUGCGGAGGAGAACGAGCUUGUGGUCCUGAAAGCCUUGCAAUCAGAUAUUGCACGGCAGCGCGGAUGGCGUGUGCUGCCUCGGGAGUCUCAAGUGAGCGGGAUGCAAGCAUGGCCGGUUCGCGGUCAGGCCGAUGCCUGCGAUGGGAACAGCGAGGUGGGCGAAGCCUGCAUCCGCACCUACAAGGACGAUGGCCGUGGCGUCAUGGGUUUCUUCGUGGCUGCUUUCAUACGCGACGGCAGUAGUGACGAUGAGACCUUCAUACCACCUUCGAGGAAGUCUAAGAAAGCAUCGCCGAGAGGGGGCGAUCUGUCUAUCGACCCGCCGUUACUUGACGUGGCUGAGUCGGGUAUCGAUGAGCAUGGAGUGGAGCCAGCAGCGGACUUGCAGGGUGAAAGUGACUGGGAUGGCUUUGACGACUGA
This is a messenger RNA of Cryphonectria parasitica EP155, 1704 nucleotides long. Its product is annotated as S-adenosyl-L-methionine-dependent methyltransferase. The transcript has 3 exons. Gene Ontology annotation, biological process: rRNA base methylation. The record is from RefSeq and is a predicted model, not a curated record. Gene Ontology annotation, molecular function: methyltransferase activity. NCBI's taxonomy places the organism in Eukaryota, Fungi, Ascomycota, Sordariomycetes, Diaporthales, Cryphonectriaceae. The coding region runs from base 1 to 1704 and encodes 567 amino acids. Gene Ontology annotation, cellular component: nucleolus.